Molecule: messenger RNA, 2154 nt
Organism: Cladocopium goreaui
Lineage: Eukaryota; Dinophyceae; Suessiales; Symbiodiniaceae
Source: the annotation of a GenBank genome assembly
AUGGCUGUGGUGGUAUUGAUCGAUGCCUAUUGCACAUGCUGGGACAUUGAUGCAAGAGCCGAAGGGAAACGGGCUGGGCUUGUUGCCCAGACGAUUUCCGAUGUGUGCUUGGCUUUGUAUACCUUGGAGCUGGCCAUGUUUUUUCUAGUUUCUGGAUGGGUGCUAUUAAAGGAUUGGGUAGUCCAAGUUGAUAUCGCGGUAGUGGUAUGCGGUUUCGUGGAGAUAAUCCUGAGCGACGUGGUGGAUGGCAUGUUCGAAUCUGUGGGUCUUCUACGCAUUCUUCGCAUCAUGAGAAUCAUUCGCUUAUCCCGGCUGCUUCGGAAGACUCGCACUCUUCGGGAACUGCAGAAGCUGGUUCGCAUGAUGGCCACGUGCUUGAAGGCAUUGAUGUGGUCAUUUGUGUUUUGCUUCAUGGUCAUGACAGUAUGGGCGAUGCUUAUCGUUGAAUGGGUUUAUCCUCGCGUCCAGAGUUUGCAUGACAACGAGGGGCUGUUUGAAGAUUGCGAGCAAUGUGUCCGAGCAACUUCUUCAGUCAUGAACGCAAACCUCCUAUUGUUCAAAACGGUCAUUGCCGGUGACAGUUGGGGGCUCAUUGCCGUACCCGUGAUCGAGCAUUACCCAGCAACUGCCUUGCUUUUCAUGGGAUCACUUUUGACUCUGGUUUUUGGCGUCCUAAAUUUGAUUGUCGCUGUUGUCGUGGACAAUUUCGCUGAAACCAGACAGCGGGAUGUUUUGAACCUAGCAGAGGAGAUGGAAGACAACUUGGACAAAGACACAAAACUGUUGGAGGCAAUCUUUCAGCGGAUUGACGAAGACGGCUCGGGGCAGGUGACCUUUGAAGAGCUAGUGGAGGGAGCUCGCAAGGACAAGGAGUUCCAGAGCAGGUUGCGAGUGAUGGAUAUUGACGAAGCCGACUUGCAACAGCUUUUCGAGAUGUGUGACACGACUGGUGAAGGUUCGAUUGAAGCGUCUCAAUUCAUUGCACCGAUGACGAGAUGGGUUCACGAUUCGAAAACCGCAGCGCGAUUCAACAAGUACAACACGAUCCGAACGUUGCAUGCACAGGAGGAGUUUUUCACCGUGACGCAGGAAUAUUUGGAUAAUUUGUCGUGCCGGAUGGAUUGCAUCGCUCAGAAGCUAGGCUUGGAUGUUUUCUCUGAAGAGGCCUAUACGAGCUCUUUUGGGGUGGGAGGAUCAAGGUGGACCCCUACAAGGCAAGCGAGCCCCUUUUCACGGCAGACAAGCCCCUAUGCAAGGCUGAGUCCACGCCACACGACACUUGGAUCACAGGGUUCUCAAAGCCCACGUGGUCCGAGUAGUCCGCAGAGAAGUUGGAACCUGGGCCCCAGUGGGAUGAGAUUUGGCCCAAACCGAAUACCUACAAGCAAGGAGUUUUCCGACGAGGCCUUGACAGAGGAAAGGGAGGAUCAGAUGGAUCAGUCGACAUCGAAGCAGGAGGAAACCGAGGGAGUGGAGCAGCCACACAGCUCCACUCAAAUGUCAUUUCCCAAGAUUGAGGCAUUAGAGCUGAAGGCAGAAGAGGACAAAUCUCUCAAGGUGGCCAUGCAAAAGGUGGAGGCGCUUGUGGUUGACGCAACACGCUCUGCCGUAAAGGCCUCCCUGGGUGCGGUGGAAAAGGCUCUACAGGACAGACCUCGAGGUGGUGAUGACAAAGACAACAUGACGACUUUGCUUCAAAUGUUCGAAGGGCUGCACCAUCCGCCUUUUCUUCUCCACCCACAUCCAUACCCACGGCCUUAUCCACAUGGUCUACAAAGAAGGGGGACUGAUGAGACAAGUUUGCUCAGUGCCAGAAGAGGCAAAGAACCCGAUUUUACAUCACAGUUGUCUUCCAAGCGAAACUCUCAGGCCGCGCAAGAAUCAAGAUACUCGUACCGCCGGAACAGUACGACCUUUACGAGCAGUUCAGAUCACCCCUUGCCGCCGUGGCUCCGACCUAUGAGGCGUUCCCAGAACAGUGCUUCUCCUGUCACUGGACCUGGGUCGGGCAGGCCGCUCAUAGGAGGCUUCAGCCCACCAGGCACUGCCAGCUUGCAACUUGCGCAAAGGUCGGCAUUUCGAAAAGAUUCUCAAAAAGAUUCGCUCCCUCGGAGUUUGGGUGACAGCCAAAAAGACUUUGCGGACGUAGGCUAA